Molecule: messenger RNA, 1920 nt
Organism: Anguilla anguilla (European eel)
Lineage: Eukaryota; Metazoa; Chordata; Actinopteri; Anguilliformes; Anguillidae
Product: 5'-nucleotidase domain-containing protein 3-like
Exons: 14
Coding region: 143-1912 (589 amino acids)
Molecular function (GO): 5'-nucleotidase activity
Source: RefSeq, a predicted model, not a curated record
AGACUGGCAGGCAGCGGCUAAGCAAUGCUAAAUUGAGAACUGACAGUACGACCGUACGUACGCUCUUAGUAUUACACAGAGAACAGUCAAGUCGAGUACAUGUGUUUACACCGGGGGCACGGCAAAAUCUCACAAGGGAACCAUGGCGUCCAUGUCCGUGAAAUUUUCGCGUUUGCUCUGGAGUAAGGGGAAUUUGCCAAAACUGGUUAUUAGCUGCAGCGCUUUGGACUCACAAUGUGCAUAUUGUAAGUACGGCGAAAGGACUCAGCAGUCGAGGUGGUCUAGUUCGCUGGUUCGGAGUUUUCCUUCGUUCAAUGUGUCAAACAGAAUGAAGCAGAACUUGGCACACCAAAACUGGACCCAAGGAACGGCGGCAAUGUGCACCAGUUCUGAUGGCGAUCACGACAUGACCAACUGGCUUUGGUCUGUUUAUAAUGAAACCAAAAAACAGACAGAAGAUUUGAUCCCAGUAAUAUCGAGUAACUCUGUGAACCCUGACACGAUCUUUGCCAACAAUGAGAUAAGCCUCCAAGACAUUGAGAUCUACGGCUUUGACUACGACUACACCCUGGCGUUCUACUCCAGCCAUUUACACACGCUGAUAUUCAACAUCGCGAGAGACAUCCUCAUUCAGGAACACAGGUACCCUGAGGGGCUACGGGACUAUGAAUACAUCCCAGAUUUUGUCAUCCGGGGACUGCACUAUGAUGUACAGAAGGCUUUGUUAAUGAAGAUCGAUGCAUUUCACUAUAUUCAGUUGGGAACGGUGUACAGGGGCCUUCACCCAGUGACAGAUAAGGAAGUCAUCGCGAUGUACGAAGGCUCCCACGUGCCCCUGGAGAUCAUGAGCGACUUCUACGGCAAGAGCUCCCACGGCCUCACCAUGAAGCAGUUCAUGGACAUUUUCUCCUUGCCCGAGAUGAACCUGCUCUCCUGCGUCAACGACUACUUCAUGAAGCACAACAUCGACUACGAGCCUGUCCACCUCUACAAGGACGUGAAGGCGGCAAUAGGAGACGUGCACAUAAAGGGCAUGAUGUACAGGGCUGUGGAGGCUGACAUCGAGAAGUACAUCUGUUAUGGCGAGCAGACAUACGCCGUGCUGAAGAUGUUGUCGGAGAACGGGAAGAAGAUGUUCCUCAUCACCAACAGCCCCUUCGACUUUGUGGAUCGGGGAAUGAAAUACAUCGUGGGGCAGGACUGGAGGGACCUUUUCGAUGUGGUCAUUGUGCAGGCCGACAAGCCCGGGUUCUUCAACGACAGGAGGAAACCCUUUCGGCGGUUGACCGAUAACGGGGUGCUGCUUUGGGACCGGAUCCACCAUCUGGAGAAAGGACAGAUCUACAAGCAGGGCAACCUGUAUGAAUUCCUGCGGCUGACUGGCUGGAGAGGGUCUAAAGUGCUGUACUUCGGAGAUCACAUCUACAGUGACCUGGCUGACCUGACGCUGAAGCACGGCUGGCGGACGGGGGCCAUCAUCCCGGAGCUGAGGAAGGAGAUCAAGAUCAUGAACACGGAGGAGUACGUCCACACCAUGACCUGGCUGCAGAGCCUGACCGGCCUGGUGGAGCACAUGCAGGUCCAUAGAGACCCCGCCUCUCAGGCAGUUGUCCAGGAGUGGAUCAAGGAGAGAGAGGAAAUGAGGUCACGAACGAAGAGCAUCUUCAACGCGCAGUUCGGGAGCCUCUUCCGCACCUACCACAACCCCACCUACUUCUCCCGCCGGCUCUCGCGCUUCGCCGACAUCUACAUGGCGUCCCUGAGCUGCCUGCUGCGCUACGACCUGCGCCACACCUUCUUCCCCCGCCGCACCCCGCUGCAGCACGAGGCCCCCUACUGGCCGGAGACGACCAGCGCCGGCGCCAUGAACAUCCCCUUCUGGGGAGAGGCAGGGCGGGCCAAGCCCGAGUAGGGGAGGGG